AUGUCACUUAAGGUUGGUUACAUUGGACUUGGCCUGAUGGGGAAGUCUAUGGCGGGAAAUAUCCUCAAAGCCGGUUUCCCCCUGGUGGUAUUCAAUCGUACACGGUCCAAGAUGGAUGAGCUUGUGACCCAGGGGGCUCGUGCGGCGGUCUCUCCUGCGGAUCUUGCGAGUCAGGUGGAUGUGAUUUUCACCAACGUGUCCGACUCUCAGGACGUGUAUGAAGUCAUCUUUGGCAACGACGGCGUGAGUGCUGGUGUGCGCCCCGGCAGUGUGGUGGUGGACAACAGCACCAUCAAGCCGUCCGUGGCGCGGGAGAUCGCCGCCCGGCUGUGGGCGGAGAAACAAGUGCAGUGCCUCGACGCGCCGGUCUCUGGCGGCGACAUCGGCGCCCGCAACGGCACGCUGACGGUGAUGGUCGGCGGCGACGAGGCGACGCUGCAGCGGGUGAUGCCGGUCCUGCGGGCGAUGGGCACGACCAUCACGCACGUCGGCGCGAGUGGGGCCGGGCAGGUCUGCAAGGCGGCGAAUCAAAUCAUGGUCGCCGCGCAGAUGGUGGCGAUGGGCGAAAUGCUCGUCUUUGCGGAGAAGUGCGGCGUCGACGGGCAGCGGGUGAUUUCGGCGGUGAAGGGCGGCGCCGCGCAGUGCUGGACGCUCGACGUGAAGCCGCAGCGCCUCUUCGCCGGCAACCGCGAGCCCGGCUUCAAGGCCUCGCUGCAGAGCAAAGACUUGGGCAUCGUGAUGGACUCCGCAAGGGAGUUCGGCGCCCCGCUGCCAACCACAGCCGUCAACGCACAGCUCUUCCAGUCCAUGCUCCAGCACGGCGAGGGCGAUAAGGACAACUCCGCCGUCGUCGGCGUACUGGAGCGAAUGGCAAACUGCCAUAUUAGGGAAACGAAGGAUACUCAGUAA
Trypanosoma theileri is the source of this 909-nucleotide messenger RNA. Its product is annotated as 2-hydroxy-3-oxopropionate reductase. Bases 1 to 909 code for a protein of 302 amino acids. NCBI's taxonomy places the organism in Eukaryota, Euglenozoa, Kinetoplastea, Trypanosomatida, Trypanosomatidae. The record is from RefSeq and is a predicted model, not a curated record. Gene Ontology annotation, molecular function: NADP binding; NAD binding; oxidoreductase activity. The transcript has a single exon.